GUAUCUAUUAAGUGUGAAAACUGUUAGAUUUUGAAAAGCAAAUUUUUAGAAAAUUUUUCCUGUUCAGAACCUCCCUCUCUAGAAUUGCUUCAAACUUUGGCAUUCUUAAAUGAAUUUACUAAGAAGAUGUUUGUUUAUUUUCAUUUGCAUGCUUGGGGUUGGGGAGAAUGCAAAAAUGUAAUAUAUUUAGCUUUUUAAGAGUAAUAUGCACGAGCUUAGGAAUCACUAUAUACUCCCAACCAAUAAUAGCAAGUCUUGGUUAAAAAGAAAAUCAGUACAAAAAUUUGUAUUAUUUAAAACUAGACAAAUUGAUAAGGAAGAUACCUUAGGGAGGUGUUUUUCCCUCCAUGAAUAUUCUGCUUAAUUUAUAUAUAACUUUAAGUAAUCAAAAUACCCUGAAUUCCAGAUGAAUGGUUUUCUGCCUACUGUCGUUUUACAUUAUUGAUAUUCUGAGUAUAUUCACAACAAACUAAGACAUGUCAAAAUAUAUCUGUGUGUUUUGAUCCAGGUAUCAAAAUGUAUGUAGAAAUGGAAAUAGGUACAUAAGUAUCACUGCUGAAGGUAAAGAUAUAGACAUAUAUGCAGAUUAACACUAAUUGUGGUAUAUAAUUUACUUUCAACUCUAAUAAGAAGGUUAAAAGGUAAAAAUUUGUUAAUGCAUACAUAAUAUUAUAAGAAGCAAACUGCAAGAACCCAAAAGUGUGGAAAGGUGGAGGUUAUAAAGAUAUGGUAGUAUUUUUGUAUGCAACUGAAGUUAAGUUGUUAUCAACUUAGAAAAGUAUAACCAAAUGUCAAAGUAAAUCAUGAUUAAAAAUCAAAUAACAAACGAAGAUAAUAGGAGAAAAAGGGGAGCAAAACAGUUGUCAAAUAGACAGGAAGCAACAAACUAGCAAUAGUAAGUCCUUACUUAUCAGUAAUUACCUUAACUGUAAAUAGAUUAAACUCACCACUCAAAAGGAGUUAUAUGCAUGGAUUUUAAAAACAGGAUCUGACAGCAGCCAAUGGGAGGUCCCAGUGGCUCAUGCUCAUGCACACAGUGGGAGGGGAGGGAGCACAGGACGUGCACACACCCUCUCCCUCAUCCACCACUGCCACCUCCUGCUGCUACUUGUGUGCUCGUUAGGUGUGGACCUACCACCUCUUGUGAAGUGGCAGCUGAGGAGAUUCUGGUGCUCGCCAUGGCUGUUGAAAAGCCCAUGGAAGGAGUCAAGACUGAGAAAGAUCAUAUUAAUUUGAAGGUGGUGGAACAGGAUGAUUCUGUGGUGCAGUUUAUGAUUAAGAGGCAUACCCCACUUAGUAAACUAAUGAAAGCUUAUUGUGAACAACAGGGAUUGUCAGUGAGGCAGAUGAGAUUCUAAUUUGACAGGCAACCAAUCAGUGGAACAGACACACCUGGACAGUUGGAAAUAGAAGAUGAAGAUACAAUCGAUGUGUUUUAACAGCAGACAGGAAGUGUCUACUGAAAAGGGAACCUGCUUCUUUACUCCAGAACACUGCUUUAAAGACCAGGAUUAUUACUUUCUCAAUUAGAAAACUGCAGUUUGGUUCCACGACAUCCUGACUACUACAGUAUAGUUUACUCUUUCAUUUCCCACCUCCGCAUUCCUUUAUUAUACAUUAAGUAACUGGUAUAUAUGCACAAGCAUAUUGAUUUUUUUCUUCAAACUAAACAGCCAGUGGUAUGUUUUGAUUGACAUCAAGUAGAAACAGGAUGGGGAAAAAUACUGAUUCUGUGAAAAUACCCCCUUUCUCCAUUCGUGGCAUGCUCAUUCAGCUCUUACCUUUAUAUUCCAGUACGUUAUUUUGCUCUCACUAUUACCAAAAAAAAAAUUGUCUCUUACCUUUUUCAAUUGGAGAAUUUUAAUGUUUUUCAUUUACCAUUGUGAAAUCAAGGAAAAUUCUGUAACUUUUUUAUACUUAGCUGCCACAUGUAGGGCAAUCUGUCUUUAAGUAGGGAUAAAUUACUUUUAAAAAAAGAAAGAAUCCUAGAUAGUUUUCCCUUCAAGUCAAGCUGCUUGUUUAAAUAAACUUCUGGUUUAAAAUGAAAGAAGAAAUAAAAAUAGAAAUAGGAUCCAAUAAUAUACUAUCUAUAAGAGACUCAUUUUAUAUCUAAAGACACGCAUAGCAGAAAGUGAAGGGGUAAAAAAUGAUUUUAUAUAAAUGGUAGCUUAAAGAAAUAAAAAGUGGCUAUAUCAGACACAAUAGAUUUUUAAGUCUAAAACUGUUGAGACAAAGAUUAUUAUAUAAUGGUAAAAGGAUCAAUUCAGCAGGAAAAUAUAAAAUUAUAAAUACACAGCCCACAACAGACUGCAUUAAUAUGUAAAACAAAUAUUGACAGAUCUGAAGACAGAAAUUAACGGCAAUGGGAGACUUCAGUACCCACCUUACAAUAGUAGAAUAUCCAGACAGAAAAUCAGUAAAGAAACAACCAAUUUGAACAUAAUGUUAAACCAAGUGGAUAUAGCAAACACAGAACUUUCUGCCAACAGCAAAAAAAUAUACAUUCUUCUCAGGCACACACAGAACAUUCUGUAGGAUAGAUCAUAUGUUAGUUCACAAAACAAGUCUAAACAAACCUAAGAAGAUUAGAAAUCAUACCAGCUAUUUUUUCUAACCACAGUGGAAUGAAACCAGAAAUCAGUAACAGCAAGAAAACCGGAAAAUUUGUGGAAACUUACACUCAUGAACAAUCAGUGAGUCAAGAAGGAAAUCAAAAGGGAAUCUUAACAGUAUCUUCAGACAAAAAUGAAAACACAGCAUACCAGAAUCUAUUGGAACACAGCUGAAAGCAGUACUAAAAGAUAAGUUUAUGAAAUAAAUGAAAGGUACGUUAAAAAAGAAGAGAGAUCUCAAACAAUUAUACCUUAAGAAACUAGUAGAACAACAAGCUAAGCCUGAUGUUAGCAUAAUGAAGGAAAUAAUAAGGAUUAGAGCAAAAAUAAAUCAAAGAGAAUUAAAAAAAAAAAAACACAAAAAAAGUAAAACUAAGAUUUUUAUUUUCUUUAAAUCAACAAGAUUGACAAACCCUUAGCUAGAUAAAUUGAGAGAAAAAGAAGACAAAAGCAGAACUGAAAAUGGAAACAUUAAAACAGAUGCCUUAGAAAUAUAAGGAUCAUAAGGGAAUAUUAGGAACAGUUUUAUGCCAACAGACUAGAUAACCUAGAAAAAAUUGAUACAUUCCUAGAAACAUACCACCUGUCAAAGCUGAAUCAAGAAGAAUUAGAAAGCCUGAAUAGGCCAAUAAUAAACAAGCAGAUUGAAUCAGUAGUCAAAAAUCUCCCAACAAAUAUCCAGCAUGGAUUUAGAAAUUUUUUUAAAAACUCCCAACAAAGAAAAGCCCACAACCAGAUCAUGAGUGAAUUCUGUCAAACAUUUCAAUCAAAAAUUAAUACCAACCCUUCUUAAGCUCUUCCAAAAAUUAGAAGAGGGAACACUUCCAAACUCAUUCUGAGGCAAGCCUCACCCUGGUACCAAAACCAGACAAAGAUACUACAAGUGAAGAGAACUACCGGCCAAUAUUCCUGAUGAACAUAGAUGCAAAAAUCCUUAGUAAAAUACUGGGAAACCAAACUCAGUGCAUUAAAAGGACCAUACACCAUGACUAAGUGGGGUUUAUCCCUGGGACUUAAGGAUGAUUCAACAUACACGAAUCAAUUAAUGUGAUACAGCAAACACUGAAGUAAAAUGAAAGUAAUAACCAUGUAGUCAUGUUAAUAGAUGUAUAAAAAGCAUUUGAAAAAGUUCAGUUUUAAUUAAAACUCUCAACAAAAUAUGUAUAGAAGGAACUUAACACAAUAAAAGCCAUGUAUAAAAACCCAAUAGGUAAUAUAAUCAAUGGAGAAAACUGAAAGCUUUCCCUCUAAGAUUUGGCACCAGCAAGGGUGCCAUUUUUGCCACUUAUUUUCAACACAGUAGUAGAAGUCCUAUUGUGGUAUCCAUUUUUCUGUUGCUAUAAAGGAAUACCCGAAGCUGGGUAAUUUAUAAAGGAAGAAAGUUUAAUUGGCUCACAGUUCUGCAGAUUGUGCAGGAAGCAUGGCACCGACAUCUGCUCAGCUUCUGAAGAGGCCUCAGGGAACUUUUACUCAUGGCAGAAGGUCAAACCAGCAAGCAAACAGAGGCAUAUCACAUAGUGAACAAGAAGGUGGGAGGUGCCUCACCUUUCAAACAACUAGAUAUUGCAUGAACUCAGAGCAAUAUCUCAGUCAUUAUUGUGAAACCUCCACAAAACUAUGGAUGCAGGAUCCACCCCCACGACCUAGACACCUCCCACCAAACCCUACUUCUAACAUUAGGGAUUUACAUUUCAAUAUGUGAUUUGGAGAGGACAAACAUCCAAACUAUGUUACCUAGCCAGAGCAAUUAGACAAGAAAAAUGUAUCCCUAUCAGAAAGGAGGAAAUAAAAUUAUCUCUGUUUGCAAGUGACAUGAUCAUAUAUGUUGAAAACCCCAAAGACUCAACCAAAACAACUGUUAAAACUAAUAAAUUUAAUUUAGUAAAAUUGCAAGACACAAAAACAAUGUACAAAAGUCCAUUGUAUCUCUACACACAAGCAACUAUCAAAAAAGUAGAUCAAGAAAACAAUCCCAUUCACAAUAGCAAGAGGAAGAAUACUUAGGAAUACACUGAAAAUUAUAAAACAUUGAUGAAGGAAAUUAAAGAAGACAUAGAUAAAUAGAAACACAGCCUGUGUUCAUGGAUUAGAAGAAGUAAUGUUAUUAAAAUAUCCUUACUACCAAGAGUACUCUACACAUUCAAUGUAAUCUCUAUCAAAAUACCAAUGGCAUUCUUUACAGAAACAGAAAAAAAAAAAAAUCCUAAAAUUAUGUGGAACCAGAAAAGACCCUGAAUAGCCAAAGCAAUCUUGGGUAAGAACAACAGAGCUGGAGACAUUACAUUUUCUGAUUUUUUUUUUAAAUAUUACAGUUAUAGUGAUCAAAACAAUGUGGUGCUGACAUAAAAAUAGACAUAUUAACCGAUGGAACAGAAUAGAGAGCUGAGAAAUAAAUCCAUGCACCUAUGGUCAGCUUAUCUUUGACAAAGGUGCCAAAGUUAUAGUGAUGAAAACAGUAUGGUGCUGACAUAAUGUUACAAAGUUAUAGUGAUCAAAACAGUGUGGUGCCAACAUAAAAAUAGACAUAUUAACCAAUGGAACAGAAUCAAGAGCCAAGAAAUAAGUCCAUGCAUCUGUGAUCAACUUAUCUUUGACAAGGGUGCCAAGAACAUACAAUGGGAAAAGGAUAGUCUCUUCAGUAAAUAGAUGUCCACAUGCAGAUGAAUGAAAUUAAAACAUUACCUCACACUGUGUACAAAAAUAAACUCGAAAUGGAUUAAAAAUGUAAGCAUAAGACCUGAAACCAUAAAACUCCUAGAAGAAAACUUAGAUAAAAAGCUUCUCGACCUGGUCUGGGCAUUGAUAUUUUGGAUAUGACACCAAAAGCACAGGCAGCAAAAGCAAAAAUAGGCAAGUGAGGUUACGUCAAACUAAAACGCAUCUGCACAGCAAAGGAAAUAAUCAGCAGUGAAAAGGCAGCCUACAGAAAGCGAGAAAAUAUUCGCAAACUGUGUAACCUCUAAAGGGUUUAUAUUCAAAAUGUAUAAGGAACUCAUGCAAAUCAAUAGCAGUAGAAACCAAUAACCAGAUUUUAAAAUGGGCAAAGGACCUGAAUAGACAUUUUUGAGAAGGUAUACAGAUAGCCAACAGGUAUAUUGAAAGAUGCUCAACCUCACUAAUCAUCAGGGAAAUGCAAAUUAAAACCCAGUGAGAUACCACCUUACAAACCUAUGAGAAUGGUUAUUAUGAGAAAGGUGAAAGAUUACAAGCAUUGAUGAAGACAUAGAGAAAAGAGGAUCCUUAUACACUUUCAUGGGAAUGUAAGUUGAUGCAGCUAUUAUGAAAAGAGGUUCAAAAAAUUUAAAAUGUUAUGGUCUAGUGAUCCCACUUCUGAGCAUAUAUCCAAAAGAAAUGUGAAAUAAGUAUCUCAAAAAGUUACCUGCACUCAUGUUGCUUUCAGCAUUAUUCACAAUAGCCAAAAUAUGAAAACAACCUAAAUGCCUGUAUAUGGAUAAUGAAAACAUGAGAGGCACACACGUACAUACUCACACACAUAACACACAGUGGAAUAUUAUUCAGCCUUAAGAAAGAAGGAAAUCCUGUCAUUUGCGAUAACAUGGGUAAACCUGGAGGAUGUCAUGCUAAAUGACAUAAGCCAGACAAAGAAGGACAAAUACUGUACGAUCUCACCUACAGAUAGAAUUCAAAAAUGUCAAACUUAUAGAAACAGAGAGCAGAACAGUGGUUCUGGGAGAAGAGGGUAUGGAAGAUUGUGGUCAGAAGGGUACAGAGUUUCAGCUAUAUAAGAUAACUAAACUCUGGAGAUCUAGUGUACAACAGUGUGACUGUAGUUAACAGUAGUUUAUUAUAUAACUGAAAUUUGCUAAAGGAGAUCUUAAGUGUUCUCACCACAGUGGGGUGGGGGGAAGAUAAGCUAUAUGAGGUGCUGAAUAUGUUACUUAACUUGAUUGUAAUAAGUAUUUCACAGUGUAUACAUAUGUCAAAUCAAGUUGUACAGCUUUAAUUUUUAACUGUCAACUAUAUAUCAAUAAAGUUGUGGGGGGAACAAAGCAAAGACAGCAAAAUAACAGUUUUCAUUCAUACAAAUUCUGAUAAGUCAACACACGUGGUGAAUCAGGUCAGCACUCCUGGGGUUAUAUCAUCCUCACUACUAGUGUGCUGCAACAAAUGCUCAAAACUUAAAAUUUGUUCCACAUGUUUGUGUUUUCAAAUGUCUUCAGAGAUAAAAAUUAUUUGUGUUACUUCUUCCUUCAUAAGAAACAUUAAGGUUUUUAGAAAUAUGAAAGUAUGAAUUAUGGAUAGGAAAAUGUACAUUUUUCCUGUGAAGCUGAGGACACCCUAAAAAAAUGUAUGGUUACUGUUACUGAGAAAUUCAGUGCCUAACACAGGGGAGGAAAAAGAGAGGUUAAGAAAAAAUUAAAACAUUUUAUGAAUCAGGCAGUUGUUCACAUGCUUACAUACUGGUAGGAAUACCAUGUUAAAUUGGGUUUUAGGCUAGCAGCUGGCAAACAGCGACCCAUGGGCCAAAUUCAGCUUUCCAUCUGUUUUUAUCAAUAAAGUUUUAUUGAAAAAAAAAAAGAAAUGAGAACAAGAAAGAACUCGUAUGUUACUGGUUCUUCAGUUGGUUACAAGAAUUUUUACAUUCUCAUUUAGUAUUGUGUUCUUUCUGCUCCUUCAUUUUUAUAUAUAAUUAGGUAUCUCUCUGUCCUCAUAUUUUAUUUAAAUGUUUUUAAACAUAGUUGGAAUACAAUGAACAGUUAUUACAGAGGAUCAUAGUGAGAGUAGGGCAUUUGGCCCAAUAAGCAAAUGUUCAGAGACUAGAUGCUAUUUGGAUGGUAAUUGAAUAAAGGAAUAGAGAUGACAGCAGUAUAAGCACUGACUCUUUAAAAUAUGCAAGAUGAGCAUUUCAGACACUGAAUGAGUUUCCUUAAUAUAAUCUUCCUACUCUUUUUGAAAAAUAAGAAUUUUUUCUUAUGAGAAGAUUUCCGUUUUGCUUCAACGUAAUCUGUUACUUCAAAUUAAUAAUAACCUGUUAUUUUACAUAAGUGAGAUAAAAUUGGUCUUGACAGUUAUUGAAGCAGGAUGAGUACAUGAAGGUUCAUUUUGCUAUCCUACUUUUAUAUAUGUUUGAAAUUUUCCAUAAUAAAAAAAUAAGAAAGGUCCAAGAAAAAAAUCCUUUACUUAAAAGUUUUUACAUCAAAGAUAGAAGUUUGUAUGCUGGCUGUUUUGGGAGAAAUAAGGAAUCAAUAAUUUUUUGCAGUAAGGCUAAAAUACACAUUACCUUCAUGAAUAGAGAUGUAUUUAGUCCUUGAAAUCAGUUCUGCUUCACAAUGUAGAGUUUUCUAACAGCUAAAAUUAAAUAUAUUUAGAUCAUUCUUUAUGAUCUAAUUUCUUCUUCUUUUUUCUAAUUUUGGUUAUUUAGUUACAAAUACCUCUAAUAAGAAAAAAAUUUAUAAUUCUAAGUACCAAGUGAGAUUAUAAGAAAACCACUGGAGAUUUUUCAUUUUAAAAAAUUUAUAGAUCCCUUAUUGAUUGCCUUAGGUAUUAUUUAAAUAAUGAAAAAUAUGCUGACAUUUAAUAGUAUGUUGAAGUGUGAAAAGGUACUUCCUUAUGGUCACUCUCCCUAAAAUUUUAACUUUGCAGUUAAGCAGAAAUAGUCAACAAAGUUUUACUAAACUUGCCAGGUGAAAAUGUUUUCUAAUGCCUAAGACCAAAAUUCUAGUAAGUAGGAUGGAUCCCCAGAUUAAAACAAUUAUUCUAUAUAAUAUUUCCCAGAUAUAGAAUGUGAAAUGAUUUUACAUGAUAAAAAGUCAAACUUUUUCUAACUGUAUUUCUUUUCAUGUGUUUCAGAGCAUAGUAACUAGUAUUGUCAGACCCUUGAUUUUUUUAGUAUUCUUACUUAGGAUAAGACUUAUUCAGCGUGUUUGUUUUUAAAUUAUUUAAUUUGGGGGAAAUACUAUAUAAAUACUAUUCAAGUUAUGCAUGUGGCAAAA
Molecule: messenger RNA, 8566 nt
Organism: Sapajus apella (tufted capuchin)
Lineage: Eukaryota; Metazoa; Chordata; Mammalia; Primates; Cebidae
Gene: SUMO4
Product: small ubiquitin like modifier 4
Biological process (GO): protein sumoylation
Cellular component (GO): nucleus
Molecular function (GO): protein tag activity; ubiquitin-like protein ligase binding
Source: RefSeq, a predicted model, not a curated record